Messenger RNA from Penicillium chermesinum, 705 nucleotides. RefSeq names its product isonitrile hydratase-like protein xanA (gene xanA). The transcript has a single exon. Bases 1 to 705 code for a protein of 234 amino acids. Lineage: Eukaryota; Fungi; Ascomycota; Eurotiomycetes; Eurotiales; Aspergillaceae. The record is from RefSeq and is a predicted model, not a curated record.
AUGUCUGCAUCGGCGAAUCAAUACUACAAGGUCGGGGUGUUACUCUUUCCACGAGCUGACAUUCUCGAUUUCACCGGUCCAAUGGAGGUGUUAUCCCACGUCUCCCAUAAUCAGAACCCCGAUGAUCCUGAUCGCAUGUUUGUGACUGAGACCAUUGCUAAAGCGCCGACUGUUCGUGCCAACAGCGCACUGACAAUAAGCGUGGACACGACUCUGGCGGAGGCAGUCAACACCCUUGCGGACUAUGAUAUGCUUAUUGUCCCCGGGGCUCCUCCGUCCGUGAUCCAACCCAUGGUUGAGUCAGGAACCGCCGAGAUAGACCUCAUUCGCCAAUUUGCCCGCCUCUCAGCUCCAACUUCAGAGAAACCCCGGGUCUUGUUUUCGGUCUGCACUGGCGCCCUGCUGCUCGGGGCAGCUGGGAUCUUGAGCGGGGCUACUGUAACGACGCAUCACCGAGCAGUAGACCUCCUUCGUGAAGUUUGUUGCCGGUUCAACGCCGAGGGCGCGCCCCAAACAAUCGCAGUGUAUAAGCGCUACGUUGAUUCUGGCCCUAUCUGCGGUGGUGCUGUUCGCCUCAUUACGGCCGGAGGGAUAAGCUCAGGCCUGGAUGCAACUUUCCAUCUUGUUCGAGAACUGGCAAGUCCCGAGAUGGCUGGGUUUGUGUCACGCGUCAUGGAGUAUGAUUGGGUCGCGUUCAAGAGCUAA